AUGCCAGCUAAUGGUGGACGUCUCAGCGCAGUCGCAAGGCAGCGGCUCGUGCGGGAGGUGCAGUCUACGGCGUCGACUUCGAGUCCUACGACUGUACUGCCAGUCCCAGAAGCCAAUCUGAGCGAAACUACAUCUACAUCCAAAGACCAAGUUGUAGAGAGUGACGGCUCGUCUGAAGAUGAGGGACUGCAAACUCCCAACCAGUUUGCAACACUAGUCGAAGCUUCUGCCGUCCAUUUUAGCUCGAGUAGAGAAAUCGAGCAACUGACUGACAGGUCAGUCAAGAUCAAACUGUCUCGAGGCCAGAAAUGUGUUGUGUUGGGAACAUACACCCUAUGGGUCAAACAAGGAUCCAUCUCCGUCUACGGCGCGAUUCUCCACGCCACGACGGCUGUUUAUCGUGUCUACGCUCCCGCUACACAUGCACUUCCCUCGAUUGAAGCGAUGAGCUCCAGCGCCGAACUUCAGCUUGACUCUCUUAAUGACGGGAUUAGAGAACUGCCGUACGUCGGACUUAGAGGAAUGUGGGUUCCAUUUGGUGUCAAGCCUUCCACGUCGUCUUUCUAUGUCCUGGGCCAUUCGUUCGACCAGAACCCAAAAGCCCCUAGACAGCUGAGGGAAUUGGACAUCACCUGCUGGAAAUCCCUGCUGAUAGAAUUCUCCCGCGCUGACAUAAGUAAGCCACGAAGAAUUCUCAUAUGCGGCAGACGUUCAUCAGGACUUUCGACUUUGGUUCGGUGUAUCUUCAAUCGAUUUCUUGCCAGACAGUUCGCUGGGCCAGAUUCUGCUCGCCAAAGGGGGGUCAUACUGUUGGAUCUAGACACCAACAUGCCAGAAUUUGCUCCUCCGGGGAUGAUCAGCCUGGUGCAUAUAAUAACCCCCGUUUUUGGACCACCGUUUGCCAACAGUCUACCACCCUACCGAGGAAGAUCCAGCCGGAUAUUGGCAAAACAUUUUCUUGGUGACUUAGAAACAAGAGAUUUGGUCAAUUGGCACAUUGAUCGAAUCUCUGGAUUACUGGACCUUGAGAAGAAUUUUCGUGUCGAAUUCGAGGGCGCACCAGUCCUUGUUACAUGUCCAAAGUGGCUGAAUGGCAUCGAUAAUACCACGGCUAGCAAGCUCUGGAUGAAGAUGUCUCCAUCAGAUAUUGUUUGUCUCGACUCUGGCCCAAUGUCAACGCAUCUAGGGCCCUGGAAAUCAUUAGCAGAGAGGGGAAACUGUCGCAUACACCAGAUCCCAGCUCUGGUGUUUGAUAAGAUAUCUCCAGUACGAGAGCAUGACCUCCAAAUGCAAUCAUACUUCCACCUGAGACCUACACCUAUCAACCACCCAUUCUGGAACGACACUCCUGUCUUAGCGACAACACAUGAAUCUGUGGCACUGACAUACGGUGAUGAUGGGGCACAGAUAUCGGUGAUCGUUCUGCUAGGUGGCCAUGUUGCGCCCGAGGAUACCUACGAUGCGCUAGAGGGAAACAUUGUUGCCGUGGUGGCUCUGAAUGCGCAGUCAGCCACAGAUGCGGCAUGUGAUCUCAGUGCGAUCGGUGCCAACAGCCACGACGGCGAUCGAAGCGGGAUAUAUCGAACGGAGGAAGAUCUGCCACGUUGGCAAGGGCAAGGCGAACUCGAAAGAUCCUUUCCGUUUCCGGCAGAGCAUUCCUGUUGCUUGGGACUCGCCAUCGUGCAGAAGAUCGACAUUCCCAACAGGAAGAUCACUCUUAGCAAUGCAGCCGACUUGCAGGUGCAUGGGAUCCAGGAACAAGACUCUCCUGUGGCGCUUGUGGUGCCAAAAGCAACGACAGAUGGGCGAUUUAGAACAGCCUGGGCGCAAAAGGAAAUGCACAUCAAGAAGAGCGACAGCCAAACAAAAUAA
Molecule: messenger RNA, 1872 nt
Organism: Cladophialophora psammophila CBS 110553
Lineage: Eukaryota; Fungi; Ascomycota; Eurotiomycetes; Chaetothyriales; Herpotrichiellaceae
Exons: 3
Coding region: 1-1872 (623 amino acids)
Biological process (GO): cleavage in ITS2 between 5.8S rRNA and LSU-rRNA of tricistronic rRNA transcript (SSU-rRNA, 5.8S rRNA, LSU-rRNA)
Cellular component (GO): nucleus
Molecular function (GO): polynucleotide 5'-hydroxyl-kinase activity
Source: RefSeq, a predicted model, not a curated record